Molecule: messenger RNA, 2544 nt
Organism: Daphnia pulex (common water flea)
Lineage: Eukaryota; Metazoa; Arthropoda; Branchiopoda; Diplostraca; Daphniidae
Product: putative fatty acyl-CoA reductase CG5065
Exons: 10
Coding region: 883-2436 (517 amino acids)
Biological process (GO): long-chain fatty-acyl-CoA metabolic process
Cellular component (GO): peroxisome
Molecular function (GO): alcohol-forming very long-chain fatty acyl-CoA reductase (NADP+) activity
Source: RefSeq, a predicted model, not a curated record
CUUUCCUAUCAAAUUCGGAAAUUUUUAUUUUUGCAAUCCUACUUUACUUACGCACCACCUAUUUUUAUGUAACAGUUGCAGAAUUAAAGUGAAGAAAGUUAGAAUCAACUUACUACUGAGCUCAUCGGACAAGCUGCUGGAGAGAGUGAAAAGAUUUUCGACAAAAAAUUCGUGUACGCAGUCGUCUUAUAUACUGAGGCUAAGAGGAGAAAAGAACCGUUAAAUGCGCAGGUCAUAGCGGCUCAGCUAUCCAUAUCUUGCAGCUAUCGCUCGUGUCGUUGUUGCGAAAUGCGAAGCACGAGAUUUCAGCGCAUUUCAACUUGUGACCGGCAAGUUCAGAGCCAACUAACGGUUUAGAAAGAAAGUACCGAGUAAGAGCACGCUCAGGGCAUUUUAUCCGUGCGGAGUACAUAGAAAGCAAGAGGCAGCAGUUUUCAUCGGGGGUUUACCUGUACCAACCUGUACCAGGAUGUUAUGUUUUCGCCUUAAAAACACGUGGAUUUUUUAUUUGGUGGCCUUUGGAGAGAUUUCAGAGAAACUUCAUUCAACUCACUAUAUUUGGAGUAUGCAGUUGUUAUAAAGGGCCCAAUGCUUCAAGGAAGGGACUCCAAGACAAGUGGGUUGGACUACGCAGAAAUAGGUGAUGACAUCUACGAAAAGAACAACAAUGUUGAGGAUUUAAGCGUUCAAGUUUGGUUCCCAUGCUGGUCUCUGCAAAUAAGUUUCUGCUGAGGGGAGAAGAAAUGCAUAAAAGAAGCGAUAGUCGGAAGGAGUCAUCGUUAUACUACAGCAGCACUGGUGGGAAUUGGUCUAAGAAAAGAAAGUCUCCUUUCGCUCUUUUCGUUUGAAAUCCGCACAUCAGCAUUAAUUAACGUCUUCUAUAUGGCAGAAUCUAAGGAUAUGAGCCAAUUGAGCAUUGGCGAAUUUUACGAAAAUCGAUCCAUUUUUAUUACAGGAGCCACGGGAUUCAUAGGUAAAGUUCUGGUGGAGAAGAUUUUGCGAUGUUGUCCUGGCGUGGAGCGUCUCUACCUGCUGAUGAGACCGUCAAAGGGUCAAAGCGUCGAUUACCGCCUUCGAGAAUUCAUCCAAAAUGAGAUAUUCAGUAAGGUCAAAGAACAGCAGCCGAAAGUGAUGGAGAAAGUCACGGCCGUGAGAGGCGACGUGACAUUACCGGAACUGGGUUUGUCGCCAUCCGAUUUGCAGCUGUUGAUUGAAAAUGUGUCUGUCGUGUUCCAUUCUGCUGCCACAAUCAGAUUCAACGAGGAACUUAAAACGGCUCUCGUUAUGAACGUGAAAGGGCCGAUGGAGUUGCUCGAAAUUUGUCGCAAAAUGAAACAUCUUGUGGCAUUUGUACACGUGUCAACUGCCUUCAACAAUGUGGACCGGGAGAAAAUUAAGGAAGAGAUUUACUACAAUCCGAACGUGAAUCCAGUGAAAUUAAUUGAAUACCUCGAUGGUCUCGGCGACGAAACACUUAAAAAUAUGACGCCAGAACUAGUGGGUGAGUGUCCAAACACGUAUGUUUAUACCAAAGGCUUGGCCGAGCAACUGCUGGAAACUAAACGUGGAAGCGUUCCGUUGGCAAUUGUCCGGCCAUCCAUCGUGACUGCGGCUGAAAGUGAACCUUUUCCCGGUUGGGUCGACAACAUGAACGGUGCAACAGGUGUAAUCGCUGGUAUCGGAAAUGGAUUUAUUCGCGUUCUGAAAGUAAAAAAUAAUCUGGUGGGCGAUUGUAUUCCAGUUGAUUAUCCAAUCAAUUUGUUGAUUGCUGUGGCUUGGUUCAUAGCAACUCGAAGGCCGUCGGGCGUUCCCGUGUAUAGUUGCACCACUGUUCAUCGAAACCCACUGACGUGGGGUAUGCUAAAACAUUGGGUCUUGCAAUCUUGGUUGAAAUUCCCUACAAAAAAAAUGCUGUGGUAUCCCAGCGUUCAUUACAUAACUAACAAUCUUUCGCUCAAAAUCAACCAGACGUUGUUUCACUAUCUGCCAGCCUACUUGAUGGACUUGUUUAUGCUAGCGACGGGCAAACGCGCAAAAUGGGUCCGGCUCUACAUGAAAGCAGAUAAAGCUAUUGCUUCUCUUGAGUUUUUUACGACACAUCAGUGGCGAUUUAUUAGUGACAACCCAAUUAAUUUAUUGGAGGAGAUGACCACCAAAGACCAGGAAAUGUUUUACUUCGAUGUCCGAAAUAUAAACUGGCAAAGUUACUUGGAAAAUUACAUCCUAGGUAUUAGGCAAUUUACCCUUAAAGAUGAUCCUACCACUCUUCCCGCUGCCAGAACAAAUCUCAAAAGGCUGUACAUGGCGCAACUCUGUAUACCACUCCUGCUGUCAAUUGUUAUUGUUUUCGUUUUCAAAAGUCUUUUACUUUCAUUUAUUCUUUAUCAUGGAAAAACUAUUUGUUUUGUUACUGAAAUUUUUUCCUUUCAUAUUUGAAAACAACUAACGUAAACAAAGAAAUACGUUAAUGAUUUGGAAAUAUUUUCUAAACAAUCAAACGUAAAGAUUCGCGAUUUGCACCAAUAAACUAGCUGAAAAAUUCUA